AUGCGCUCGAAGUCGCCACAGAAGCGUGGAAGGCAAAAAAUUGUUCGGCCGCCGACAUACAGAGUCGAAAACGAGUACAAUCCGGAAGCAAUGCCUCAGUAUUUUCAGAGCUUUGUUUAUGAUUUAUAUACAACUGUGAAUGAACUGAAGCAGACAGCAUUGUGGCUAGCGAUAAUGGAACCGAGAUUCUGUGCCCCGCCACGAUUGUUAGGAGAAGCCAGUAUCGACUUAGGAGAGAUUUGGUCUCAGCCUCAUCAUCAAGCCUUUCAUAAAUGGGCGCAAUUACUUCAUCCCCGCGAUUGGGCUUCUGAGCCGGUCGGUUUUCUUCAAGUUGACGUGUCAAUUAUUUCAAAAGCAGAGGAGCAAAACACAUUGCCGAUAAUUGGAAAAGAGAUAUUAGAAGACAAACUGCUUCUUCACUCUGAUGCUCAACAGCAGUGCGCCAAUUAUGUCAUCACAGUGCAUGCAGCUUUUGGUCUACCUAAUAGCACCCACAAUGAAAUAGACAAGCGUAUUGGGAACCCUCCCAGUACUUUCGUAAAAGUUUCCUUUUGUGGCCUUGUGGCCAAAACUGGUAUAAUUCGUCGUAAUAACAAUCCAAGAUAUAGCGAACAAAUAUCUAUAGUGGAAAUGUUUCCUAACAUGUGCCAAGCCAUUCGUUUCGAAGUUUGCUCUGUCGAAAGGUGCUUUCAUCGAGUUAUAUCCUGCACCCAAUUGAAACUCGGCCAAGUAUCACAUGACGGAGAGAAUGGAUUUGUACCAACGUUUGGACCAUCCAUGAUCCAAAUGUACGGUACAACUUGUGGCGACUCCUCGACUGUGAUGGGUCAGGAGAGUCCAUAUCAUCGUGGAGCUUUGGUUGUUACUCUUAGAAUUGUAGUACCGUAUUAUCAGCGAGGAAUCAGAACUAUAUCAGUCGAACCAGUGCCACGUAUCAAUUUAGUAUAA
Messenger RNA from Danaus chrysippus (African queen), 948 nucleotides. The record is from the annotation of a GenBank genome assembly. Lineage: Eukaryota; Metazoa; Arthropoda; Insecta; Lepidoptera; Nymphalidae.